AUGCCAAACAAUCAUCACAUCCCCAAAGGCGCUGCUGGAAAAUGGAACGACGAUGCGGAUAUCCUGAACGACUCGAUCUCGAUGAACAUGGACGACGAUAGUUUCGAUGGAAAUGAAUCGACCUUAAUCCUUCCCUCGAAUCCAGCUGGUCCUUCAUCAUCUAACAACCCGAGAUCGAUCCCAGCAGGUUCCAGCCAAUCAGUCCCAUCAGGCUCAAAGAACCCAUUCAAUCCUCAUCCGUUCUCGUCUCCGCCUGAGAAAGAAGAGCAAGAGGAGGAGGAGGGGCCUAGUCGUAGAAAACCUAAUAAAAGCUCCAAGGACGAAUGGAUCCGUCGGGAAACUGAACGUAAUCGAGAACUGGAAAAUGAACGGGACUGGCUAAGGGAGAUUAAUCAAUUAUUGGAAAAGUCGGCAGACGAAAUGGAAAAUAUCAAGGAAAAACUCGGGAACUUUCAAUCCGCAACUGAAACUUCUCACGAGCUAUUAGAUCUGUACUCCAAAAUUUUGACCCAAACGGAACAUACAAAGGACUUGUUAUCUAACCCGAAUUGGGAGGGCCUGACUGCUGAUAUAAAAAGGAGGACAGAGAUUCGCCAAGCGGAGAAGAUAAGACGGGCCGAAGAACGGGAGCGGGAACGCGAGGAAGAAUUAAUCCGGGAACGGAAGCAGCAACAGCUCGAGGCCGAAGCGGCAGCCGAAGCAGCCCGGAAACAGAGCCAAUUGCACCGGUCCACCCGCGGCUCGAGCUCUGCUACCCGCGGCCGUGGCGCCGGAACAAGCGCCGGUCGGACCGCCAGAGGAAAAAGUAGGAUCGGCAGGAUGACUCGAUAA
Molecule: messenger RNA, 831 nt
Organism: Puccinia triticina
Lineage: Eukaryota; Fungi; Basidiomycota; Pucciniomycetes; Pucciniales; Pucciniaceae
Exons: 3
Coding region: 1-831 (276 amino acids)
Biological process (GO): mitotic cell cycle
Cellular component (GO): mitotic spindle; DASH complex
Source: RefSeq, a predicted model, not a curated record